AUGGCUAAUAACGACAAUGGAGUUACGGUCUCGUCAGAAAUAUCUGUGGGAAGGGAGGGACAGGGACAAGUGGCGGUUCUUAGCAAUGUCGUCGAUUUGACGAAUGAAGGAGCUCAAAUUCAGAACACCACUGCGCCUUCAACAGUUGCAUCGUCUAGAAGCACGCAUGAAGAAACAGAGAAGGGAAAUACGAGUUCGAAUAACACUACAAGUUCGACAAACUUGGCUACGGGUUCUACUGGACCGACAGUUGAUUCCUCUGUUCCUCUGCAUACAAAGCCAACUUUUAUUCACCUGGGCUCAGGUUCUACGGUAACGCAGCCUAAACGGUUCAGCGCGGUCAAUAUCAACAAGAAAUUUCUCGAGAAAACAUCCAACACCCUUCCUACGGCCUCGUCUACUAGUUCAUUAAAGACAGGACUUUCAACUUCCAGGCCCAACAUUACUCCUUCUACUUCUCACCCUCGCCUGAUCACCACCAAGCUCACUGCAAACCCUCAGUCGUCCUCCAGUCCAGGGCCUGGUUGGUCUCGACCCUCCUCUGUUACACCCCCAGCGGCGCCCAAUUCAAAUUCAACAACACCCAAUGGUACCAAAAAUCCUGCACAAACCAGUUCUACAACGGCAGCAAACAAUUUAGCGUCGGUAGCGCCACAACUCCUCCUUGGCGGCAAGGUCAUCCAGCCUCAACCACGUUCCGCUGUCCAUUCUACUAGUAUCCCGAAGGGUAACACGUUAUCAGGAGGGAAUUCAAACAAACCAGUAUGGGGGAACGUGAAGGCAGGUGUGAGCGCUGCACGUGCUAUUUCCAGUGACUUCCCUACCGCUGCGGAGGUUGCGCAAGGCACUUCAAGUCGACUAGGAAAGAGUACUGAGAUGAAGGAAUUGGAAGCAGCCAGUAAGCAGGCUCGCUUGGAAGAGGCCGAUACAUUUCGCGGUGUGCAUCUGGAUCCAAAUGCACAUCAUUGGGAUGAGAUGGAAGAAGACGACGACAAUUUUCUUGACGGUGUUAUCGAAUUUGGAGACGGUCGCCAGUAUAAUGUCGACACGAACCACACCCACACCCCACCUAGUGAAGAGCUUACUCCACCUACCACUUCGGUCUUGGGCGUGGAAAGGGAAGACAGGUCCGUCGAGAUCUCCAAUGAGCCCGUGAGCAAAGAGGAGCGUUUUGUAGAUGAUUUCGACCGCAGUUGGCCGCGGACGGGACUAUCAUCAAGUUCGGCAGCCACAACAUCAGAGACUUUUACUCGCUUACCAGCUUUGACAACUCAGUCAGAAUUUUCAAAGGUUUUGUUCAAUGAGAGAUCCAAUCGGUUAGAGCCAUACAGCAAUACUCGACCGUCCCAGUUCAAGCGUGUACAUCAACCCGACCAGUCCACAACCGAACCCCACGUCCCUCGAACAUCAUCUGCUCAUACAUCUGGAAUCCAAGGCGUACAGGUUCUACAAAAGCUAUCUGGUAGUGACGGAUAUAUUCAUGGUCGGGGAUAUAGCGCGAGUCAGGCUUCGGCAGAAAAGCGUCGAGAAGCUCAACAUUCUCCGGCCAGCCCACGUCCAGGUUCAACCAAUCUCCCUUUGUCCUCAUCAAUAUCUUCAAGGACAUUGGAUGGGGAACAUCGGGGUCGACAGCAGUCGGUUAUGGGGCCACCACCAGUUCCUUCCUACGCUACGCGUGAUUCAAAGGAUGCCAGUCGACAGUUGCCCCCUCACUUGUCUCAUCCUUCUCUCACAGAUUUUGCUUCAUCUUCGUUUGAUGGAAAUGAUCGACGCGCAUCCUCCCGUGAAUCUCGCUACAGUACUCAUUCCGGUCAUCCUCCAACAUCGUCUGGCCCUGCGUCAGCUAGACCGUCGUCGCAAUCGCCCUCGCUAUCUCAUGCAUCUGCAGCAGCUCCUGCAACUUUAUCGCCAAUUGCUGAUCCCACGAUGUUACAUAUGACAGCCGCCGAAUUGGAGGAUGUAAAGAAAGACCUGAUGCAUAAUGCUGCCGCUCGGGCCAAACAAAGACGACAGCAGGAAGAAGAGGAAAGAGAACGUGAAAAGGAACGGGCGAGGCUGAAAGCUAUAGAGCUAGAACAACGUUUGGCUGAGAAGACACGGGACUCGUCUGGAAUGCACACACAGAAUGAUACGGCAGUUCAGAUUAUCGAGGAAUUCAUUACAGAAGCAAAGGAGGAGAAUAUGCGUUCCGGUACGGAAAAGCCCAUUCCACCUCAAUCUUUUAGAAGCGUGCCUUCACGAGACCAGCCAGGUUACUCAAGGCGUGGUUCAUUCUCGCGUUUAGCCGGUGCCAUCCCUGUUGCGUCGGAUGUACCCUCCACGACGUCAGUGGAAUCCUGGCGGAAGAGGCCUUUGCACCAUACACCACCCGUGACUCAUUCUCGUAAUGCUUCAUUUGCCUCCCAGCUACCAUCCGCUUUGGACCAUGCACAGUCACUGGCAGAUGAUCCCGAUGUCGAGUUGGAAAUUGUCGACUACUCUGAGCUGGGCAGAUUCGUGGGAGUGGAACAACCGGAGGACAUGAAAAAUUCGCCAAUAAUGGAGUCGACCGAAAUCCCGCGCAGACCUGUUGCUAGCGAUUUCUUUGAGGAAGACACCUUGACGACCUCACCAGGAUCUACGAAGCUGUCUGAUGGCAAGGCCUGGAGAAUGAAGGACAAGGCAGAGGAACCUGGGAAGCAGUCGUCAGCCAGUUCAUAUGAUUCACCACCAACACUUUCCACGGCAGAGGUCGAGGCCCCCAUCUUGACACAUCCUUUCGCAAGGGAAAUCAAGGAGACGACGCUUGAGCAUCCCUCCACUUCUCUGCCUUAUCCUACUCGCUACCAACGACAUGCUUACAAAGAGGCAACAAUGUCUGCGUUGGAUAAUGCGAUGUCGAGGGUUAAGGAAGCACUGGAUGGCAUUCAAGCUGGUGAAAAAGAGCACAUUUUACAUGCAGAGACGGAUGCAUUCGCUAAGCGUACUGUAGCGUUACCCGGUCAUUCGAUGUCAACGAAGGACCUUCAGGUAGCGCAAUUCUCCCGACCUUAUGCGCUCGAUCCUGGACCUACGGAGAAUUUCCUUCUAACGUCCACAGAACCACCUCGUUCUCCAGAACCCGCCUGGAACCAGUUCCAGGUGAGGCUGCCAAGGAUAUUAAACGUGCCAUCAACGCCAAUUGAGAGACGGCAAUUACAUCUGUUCAGUAAAUUUGACAGAGACACGAGAUGGCAGGAAUUGUUAUCAUUCACACCUCCUGUGAGAGGCAUGAAUCGGAAAGACCUCUCGUUAAACGAAGUACUGUUCCGGAGAGAUUUUAUUUCGAAAUUCAAGGGAAGACCCAAGUACCGAGUUUAUCUUCCAAAGGGUCUGUCAUCACCGUUUGCGAACAACAAUGGUGCGCGUCCCCGUACUUCUCUCAGAACGCCCGCCCCAGGGGCCUUUGGGAAGCCCACAGUCGCUGACGAGGCUUCGACAUGGAGGAAACGCUCGGCGGAUGCUUCUACUGCGUCGACGCUAGACACGACUAGUCGUUCACCACCUCCAGUUCCUUCGGAAGUGUCCAUCGUGGGUGUUUCACUUGAAACAACAAAGGAAGAAACCUUUAAAGAAAACGUGGGUGCCGGUAGCUCGAGGACAAGGUCGCAGCCAAAAAUGCCUGUUGGUUCCGGAGUGGCCUUCUAUCGUGACUCGCAGAUAGUGGAAGUUGAUUCCAAGUCUAAGCCCGCUGUCAGUUUCUUUGCCAAUGAUGCCGGCAUGUCCCAUGCUGUAGAGGAAGUUGAAACAGACUGUUCGACCGUGAGCGGAGUCGCGACUGUUUCCUCCAUUGGAAGUAAAAUCCCCUCAAUUGACAUGAAGCGGUUGUCUCCUUCUGCCUCUCCGAACCAAGUCAAGUACAACCUCCCAGCCCUGGUUAACAGUGCCAAGUCGGAUAGUAAAAGUUCAGAGGACUCUCCCGACCGUGUGCCUAUCACUCCCCCAUCGCACCACGGACCCACCUGGUCAAGGUCAUCGUUGUCUCUGCCUUUGAAAGACUCUCCUGUACGAGCACCAGAUCCUGAACAUCUGAAAGCUGUCUGGUCGCAAGCUUCAAAUAAAUCCGCGCUCCAUCCUGUGAACUCAUUGGAAGGGAUAGCAGACGAUUUGACUGCGUUACCUUUCACUCUAUUGGAUGUCAAGUCAGAGGACGGGGAAACCCCUCCACCUACAAUGUCAAUGGCUCCUUCGCGUAUGUCUCUUCACGAUGUAACAAAAGCUUUUCAACAAGUCCCUACCUCUUCGUUAAACAUCAACUCUCACCGGCCCACUAUAUCCCCCCCUUCAACUUCUGCGCCAGUAGCCAGGCCCCCUCAAGGAUUUAACUACUCUGUUCCCAGUCCUUCUGCACAGAAUAUGCGCUCGGCCUAUCCCUAUCACCAUUCUCCGCUUAUGAGUCACUCGCCUGCACCCGUCUUAUUUCCACACCCAAUGAAUGGAAGUCCAGUGCCCACCCGGAUGCCUGUUAAUGGACAUACGCCACUCUUCAGUCCAGUUUGGAUGCCCGUACCUAAUGCUGGAGGUCAACCCCCUGGUGCUAUGAUGAGACCUUCUGUCUCGUAUCCUCCACCAAUGUAUCCUUCUCCAGCCCCUCAACCAUUAUAUGGCAUGCCACCAAAUAUGCAGAACUCCACAUCAGGACCUCAGCAAGGUGGACACGUCAACCGCGGCCGCGGUAAUGGAUCGAUCAUAAGUCCCGUAAUGCCGCAUGCAGGGUCUGUGUCCGCAAUGCCCAUGUAUACUGGAAGUCCAGUUAUGAUGCCCGCCCAUCCUGGUCGACCACCCAUGAGAAAUGAGAACCAUCAUCACCCCUCAAUACCCCAACAUCACCCUUCAACGGCUCACCAUCCGCCACCCCCUACCCAAUCGUACCCUACCAUGGCUGGUGCCCCUUCAUUUGGCGGCGUUAGACCAACAUGGUGA
Marasmius oreades (fairy-ring Marasmius) is the source of this 4941-nucleotide messenger RNA. RefSeq lists its product as uncharacterized. The transcript is spliced from 6 exons. The record is from RefSeq and is a predicted model, not a curated record. Bases 1 to 4941 code for a protein of 1646 amino acids. Lineage: Eukaryota; Fungi; Basidiomycota; Agaricomycetes; Agaricales; Marasmiaceae.